UGGCGAAACUCUCCGGUGGUAGCGAAACUGUCUACACCUCUUCGAUUCCUCCAUCAAGUCGAACCCAAUCAUCAACCACUUCAAGUACGUUGUCGAUGCACCGGACGGACUCGAUUAUCCAGUUUCGAUAUAAACGGACAAAGAGCGAUAGUUUCUCCUUAACCUUCAGGUGUGCCAUCUCUGUUCAUCAUAUACUCUAAUUUUAGAUCUCUUGAUAGAUCAAUGAAACCGCUUUCCGUUGAAAAUCAAAGUACUCCAUCCCCCUUAACAAGGAAACGCCCUCGUCCAUCCGCGUCAUUUCACGUUCAUUCCCCUUACUUGAUUGCUAACUCUGCCAACCAUAAGAAGCGUCGUCUUCUUCGACACGCUACGAUUGCUGAUCCGAACAGAUACGCAACCCGUACAGCGUCUUUCAGACGUGCUCUUUCGCUGAGAUCUCAAGCGCCGGACAUUCAAGAAAAAGCCCAUCUUACUGUCAUCCCGACGCCUGCCUCGCUGAAUGCGGGGACCAGUAGUCUUUGUUCGACUCUGGAUUUGGAACCCUCGCCAGGUUGGAUCCCUACUGUUCCUUGUAGUCCCGAGCCUGAACAACCAGCACAUACUACUCCUCUCCGGCGCGCUCAAAACUACCGCGACCCACUUUUCGACCCAGAUGUUAUUUCUCCUAUCGCGAAAGACGCUCAAAAGGCGUACGACGUUUCCAAGAAGCAGGCUCGUAUCCUUUCUUCCAAAGUUCCAAUCAUUGCUCCGCCACCUAAUCAUGUAUAUUCCCCGCCGUUGAGCGAAGCGUCACAAGCGAAGUUGAGACUUAUACGGUUUCGAGAACGCGAACAAAUGAUGAGGGACACCGAUUUCGAUAUGAUGCACAAGACAGCUGACGUCUUGGCUCCUUCUACCCCAUCAACGUUAGCAGCGGAAAUGAGAUCUGUUGUCGUGAAUGAAGGGCAUAGUGAGGAUGUUGAGAUGCAUCUUGAAGAACUUGACGAUGAGACUGAUCAGCUGCAAGCAGAGGAUUCCAAAGUUAGCCGUAGAACCAGUUAUAAGAGAUGCGCAGGAAUUCAUGGGUCAGGAACGAGGAUGAUCCAAUGGAUUUUGGAGGCGCUACCUUCUACUUCAUCCUCAGGCUCAGAAAAUAACUCGAACUCAUCGUCCUCUUCCUGUUCUGGAACAAGCUCGUCGAGUUCCAGUCACUCUCUUGAUCCUUCUAAUGCAGCUUCACACAGCGAAAGGCUUUCUGAUCUCUGUGAACAGCUGCUCAAUUCUCCCGAGACUAGAUUCCAUGCAGCUUAUCUUUUCAUGAGGUUCUUCCAUCUGAUAUUUGAAGCAGCAUAUGAGUCGGAUUCGGAAGAGAAUGAACAUGUUGGCGAGACGGCGCUCGAGGAAUUUGCGCGCAGAUUUGCCUUGGAUGUUGAUGGGUCUGAGCUUGUGACUUGGGACGUUGCAGUUGGAUGUUUAGCUCUGAGCGUCAAGAUACACAGAGAUUUUCUUCCGCCUCUUUAUCCGAUAUUCUCGUCAGAUUACGAGGAACUUGCCCCUCAUGAAAUGGGAUAUGGGGAUCUUGAGGCCGCUCAAAGAGACAUACUCCUGGCCCUAUCAUACAAUUUAGGAAGCACCCCUCAAGCUGUCCUUGAUGACUUAUGGAUCGCAUUGCCCUCUUUGAGAGAGCUCCUCGAUUUCAAUGAAGGUUGGAGCUCGGUCUUACAAGAAACUUGGCUUAUCCUUUUCGAGGUCGUUUGUGAGCCAGAUAUCAUGAACUUUUCGCUAUCGCUUCUUACUGCAGCUGCCGUUAUUGAAGGCCUCGAAUCCGCGCUUAUCCGUCAGUAUCAGACCCGAGACCCUUGGUAUGAACUUUUCCGAUGCAGGAGGCUAUCGGCGGUGAAGAAGCAAAAAGCAGAAGCAGAAGGAAGCUAUCUCGAAUUCGUAAGAUCAAGGGUUCCUUUGCGACGAUCCUCUCCAUCAUCGUCAUCGUCAUCGUCCAGCCAUGAUACCAAAGCCACUCACAACAUGCCAUAUGUCAAUCGUGGUGGAGAUGAAUUUGCGCUCCGUAAAGCGAAGGAACGUGUACGCAAGGCGAAGAUCGAAUCCGAAGGGGUUAUGUUGGAUAUUCAAGCGGCUUUGGGGAUCGCAGACGAACAAUUGGAAGCAUGUAGAAAGUGGAUUGCGCCGUUUGUUGGCGAUCGAUGGUGAUAGAUUGGUGUGAUUUGCGCGUUUCUGCGGACGCUUUGCAUGCUUAUAUGUAUCUUUCAUUUCGUCAAAUGCUGUUGUCUCUAUUGUCCUGCACUCUUUGUUGUACCCUUUGUAUUCUGAUCAUCCACUCAUGAACGUUUGAACAUUCGA
Messenger RNA from Lentinula edodes (shiitake mushroom), 2337 nucleotides. RefSeq lists its product as uncharacterized. The record is from RefSeq and is a predicted model, not a curated record. The transcript has 6 exons. NCBI's taxonomy places the organism in Eukaryota, Fungi, Basidiomycota, Agaricomycetes, Agaricales, Omphalotaceae. Bases 223 to 2187 code for a protein of 654 amino acids.